Messenger RNA from Cercospora beticola, 1602 nucleotides. RefSeq lists its product as uncharacterized. The record is from RefSeq and is a predicted model, not a curated record. Gene Ontology annotation, biological process: proteolysis. Gene Ontology annotation, molecular function: serine-type exopeptidase activity; dipeptidyl-peptidase activity. Lineage: Eukaryota; Fungi; Ascomycota; Dothideomycetes; Mycosphaerellales; Mycosphaerellaceae.
AUGAAAUUCUCUAUAUUAUUGGUCGCAGCCACGCUGUCUGUGAAUGGCCGAGCCAUGGCUGCCUGGGGACAUCAACCGGAUCUGCCAGGUGGCAAAGUGGCUCUCAAGCCAAGGCACCAUCACAGCACGUUCAAGCAGCUGAUCGAUCACAAGAAUCCAGAUCUGGGCACCUUUGACCAGCUCUACUUUUACGAUACGACACACUGGAAGGGUCCCGGGUCGCCAGUAGUCUUCUACACGCCGGGCGAGACCAAUGCAACGAAUAGAUGGCUAACCUCCUUUCAGAUGACGGGCCACCUGGCGGAGCGCAUUGGGGCAGCCACGAUUGUGCUUGAACACCGCUAUUGGGGCAACAGCAGUCCCUUCACGGAUCUGAGCACUGCGAAUUUAACAUAUCUCACGCUGGAGAACAGCAUCAAAGACGUCACUCACUUCGCUCGCGAAGUACAAUUGCCAUUUGCUCCGAAAGGCGGGAGCAAUGCUCAAGACGUGCCGUGGGUAAUGAUGGGCGGCAGUUAUGCCGGUGUACUCACGGCAGCUGUUGCACGAGUCGACCCAGGAACUUUCUGGGCAUACCUUGCUUCGAGCGCGCCUGUGCAGGCCAUCUCAGACUACUGGGCCUACUAUCUGCCCAUACAGCAAGGCAUGCCUCAGAACUGCAGCAAGGAUGUAUCACUCGUCAUCGAACAUAUGGACGGCAUCCUGACGCACGGCUCCAAGGAAGAGCAGCGUGCUCUCAAAUCUCGUUUCGGCAUGCAGGACGUUGAGCACAACGACGAUUUCAUGGCUGCCCUAGCUUUGGCCCCAUGGUCUUGGCAAGGCAACCAGUUCGGCGAUGAUACAGGCUUUUGGAAGUGGUGUGAUUACAUCGAGAAUGCUGUCAAUGCGAAAAAACGGAAGAUCACCAUCCCGGGUCCAGAAGGUGUGGGUCUCGAAAAAGCUCUCAAUGGCUACGCCGCCUGGUGGAAAGACGUCAAACUUCCUGACUUCUGCUCAUCGACGUACAAAUAUGCCGAAUUCAACACCACCAACAACACACGGUGCUACGACACAUACAAUGCUUCCUCUCCUCUCUUUACUGACACUUCGCCGGCGAAUCAGGUCAACCGUCAGUGGAUCUGGAUGACCUGCAACGAGCCUUUCGGCUACUGGCACAACGGAAGCCCUCCAGGUCGACCUACUUUAGUGUCACGUCUUUUGACAACAGACUACGCCUUGCGGCAAUGCGGUCUCAUGUUCCCCCCAGGCCCCAAUGGAGAGACAUAUGGCCUCGCAGCAGGCCGCACAGAAGCGGAUGUCAAUGCAUACACGGGUGGCUGGAGCAAUAUCAAUACGAGCCGCCUGAUCUUUGUCAACGGCGAAUUCGAUCCCUGGCGUGAGGCAAGUGUCUCGGCAGACGCUGAAGUCCUGCCUGGAGGACCAUUACAGAGUACUCCACAAGUGCCUGUCGAGAUUGUCCCGGGUGGCUUCCAUUGCAGUGAUAUGAGUAUUUGGAAUGGUAUCGAAAAUAAGCGCGUGAGGAGAGUCCAGAAGAGGAUUGUCAAGCAGUUGGAGGUUUGGGUGAAAGAGUGGCCGAAGAAGAGGAAAGAUUAUCGUGGCUGA